AAGAAUAGUGCCGUCAGUGCGAGCGAAGAUGUUGUUGACGACGAUCUACCUUCUUUUGACAAUCUUCUGCCUCUUUUGCAUCUACGAUUGCUUUAAGCCAAGAUAUUUCCCACCUGGUCCUGCUUGGUUACCCAUAAUAGGAUGUUUAGCGGCUUUCAAAAGAUUACAAUCUAAAUACGGAUUUUCGCAUUUGGCAUUUAAAAAAUUGGAGGAAACUUAUGGACCGAUCGUGGGACUAAAGUUGGGACGACAAAAGAUCGUUACGAUCUCGACUUACGAUUUUGUAAAACAAGCUUUGCUUCAGGAUGAUUUUAAUGGUCGACCAGAGUCAUUCUCGUUCAAGAUUCGUGCCUUCGGGAAGAAAAAAGGAGUAUUGUUCACCGAGGGUCAAACGUGGUCUCAAUGUCGAAGAUUCACGAUGCGUCACUUGCGAACGUUCGGUUUGGGCCAAUCACUGAUGAACAAACGGCUGACGAGAGAAGCACAGUAUCUCAUGGAGAAUCUACGAGAACAAAGCGAACAUGGAUCGGUGCUCAUGCAUAACGCUUUCGACGUAGCCGUUAUCAACGCACUUUGGACGAUGUUUGCCGGUCGUAGAUUCGAAUACGACGAUGAAAAGUCGAAGGAAAUACUGGAAACUAUUCAUAAUUCCUUUAGGCUGACGGAUACCAUGGGUGGACUUUUGUCCCAUAUGCCCUUCUUACGCUUCAUCGCACCGAACUGGUGUAAUUACAACGAGACCAUGAGUCUUCUCAGAAAACAAUGGAAAUUUAUCGACGAGGAGAUUACCAAGCACGAGCUAGAAUUGACGGAUGAAGAGCCGCGGGACCUGAUCGAAGCUUUUCUUCUUGAAAUAUCGUCUCGCAAAGGAAACGAUUCCAGUGACAUAUUCGAUCGCGAGAAUUUACUGAUCCUGUGUCUCGAUCUCUUGCUUGCUGGCACCAAAACGACGAGCGACAUGUUGGCGAUUACCAUAUUAUUUUUGUCGUUGAAUCGUCAAUGGAUAAAGCCACUUCAAGAAGAAUUGGACAAACAAACCGGCAGAACGCGGGCACCAACGUUCGAGGAUUCUUCAUCUUUACCAACGGUAGAAGCCUUUUUAGCAGAGGUACAAAGAUACUUGAUCAUGGCACCCUUUGGGGUUCCACACAAAACCAUGACGGACGUUGACUUUAACGGAUAUCGCAUACCCAAGGACACAUUGAUACUCUUCGACUAUUACAGCGUUCACUAUGAUUCAGUUUACUGGGAUCGUCCGGAAGAAUUUAGGCCUCAACGUUUUCUCGAUAAGAACGGUCAAUUUUGUCAAAACAACGUGAACAUACCGUUCGGAUUAGGAAAGAGGCGAUGUCUCGGAGAAUUACUUGCUCGUUCAACGUUUUUCUUAUAUUUCGUUUACUUUAUAUAUUAUUUCGAUUUUGAUAUCUCACCUCUACAUGAAAUACCCAAUCUAAACGGCUACGACAGUUUCACUUUAUCACCGAAACCGUACUAUCUCAAGCUCUCGAUGAGAUCCGAUAUAAAGCACUGAAAUGCACGCCACGUGGCACAUGCCACCGUCGAUAGAUUUGGACUUCUGCGAAACAGCUUGAUUUCGUCGAACGCGUAAAACGACUUUUACGCGGUUGAAACAACAAACCGUAUUCUAACGAAGAUUUUCUUCCGAGACGCCAAACAAAUGUGGCGUCGUUUAGCGUUUAGAGAUUGCCUGAUCUUGAUUGAGCUUAACAUAUAAAUUUACUUCAAAUAAAUCCAAUAAUUAUUA
Vespula pensylvanica (western yellowjacket) is the source of this 1765-nucleotide messenger RNA. RefSeq names its product methyl farnesoate epoxidase-like. Gene Ontology annotation, cellular component: intracellular membrane-bounded organelle; cytoplasm. The transcript is spliced from 8 exons. Gene Ontology annotation, molecular function: heme binding; iron ion binding; oxidoreductase activity, acting on paired donors, with incorporation or reduction of molecular oxygen, reduced flavin or flavoprotein as one donor, and incorporation of one atom of oxygen. The record is from RefSeq and is a predicted model, not a curated record. Gene Ontology annotation, biological process: xenobiotic metabolic process. Lineage: Eukaryota; Metazoa; Arthropoda; Insecta; Hymenoptera; Vespidae. Bases 29 to 1531 code for a protein of 500 amino acids.